Molecule: messenger RNA, 3350 nt
Organism: Labeo rohita (rohu)
Lineage: Eukaryota; Metazoa; Chordata; Actinopteri; Cypriniformes; Cyprinidae
Gene: slain2
Product: SLAIN motif family, member 2
Exons: 10
Coding region: 238-2073 (611 amino acids)
Biological process (GO): microtubule nucleation; cytoplasmic microtubule organization; positive regulation of microtubule polymerization
Cellular component (GO): microtubule plus-end
Source: RefSeq, a predicted model, not a curated record
UUCUCAAAGAUUUCCCAGUUAGCGACUGGCGGACAGUAAAGAUGGCGACGGAGCUUACAGUGUGUACGAGUUCCCGGAGAAGAUGACGACGAAAAGAUUAGUAACUUUCGAGCCGCGGCGUUGACAGUGCUCCCUUUAAAGCCCUUGCGACAGAGGCUCGCGAACUUGCUGACUUUGGCGGUAGUUAAACAAACCUAACGGACACAACCGGCGCGCGGACAUAUCGUUGCUUUUGCCAUGGAGGAUAUCAACUCAAACAUAAACGCGGACUUGGAGGUGCGGAAGCUUCAAGACUUGGUGAAGAAACUCGAGCAGCAGAACGAGCAGCUCCGGAGCCGAUCCAGUCUGCUCUCCACCCCCUCUUCCGGUGGGUUGUCGGGGAACACCAGACCCGUGAGCGCCGGGUAUGAUUCUCCGGGAGCGGCGGCAGCGGGGCUCGCCGGGUUCACUGGGGUGGGGUUCGGUGGAUCGAGGGGUUUCGGUGGGGUUUUGGAUAUCUCCCGGCUGAGCCCCAGACGAUCAUAUCACGGCAGCAGUUACGGUGGAGGUUAUGACAGUGACAGUGCUUCUUGUGCCGCCUCGAACACGAGUCUCGCGUCUUAUUACGAUUCGCUGGAUUUUAUCGAAGACGGAGAAACUUCAGUGCUGGACGAGGUGGAGAUUCUCGAUUUGGAGGACAUGGAUUGCCUGAACGAAGAGGAAGACAGCUGGUUGUAUGAGGCAAAACUGAACAGUCCUUUGCAGAAAGCCUUGAGUCCUAUUGUGUGGUGCAGACAGGCUCUGGAUAACCCCAGUCCUGAUAUGGAGUCUGCCAAACGCUCUCUCUUACAUAGACUUGACCUUACCAUGUCAGCAAACAAGCGGAGGAGUCUAUAUAACAGUUCUUACAGUCCUCAAGUGGGCUACGGAAGCCCGUACAGCACAAAUACGGCAAACAGUCCUUACAGCAGUGGCUUCAACUCCCCGUCCUCCACUCCAUCUAGAGUGCCUAUAGUCAAGCAGCUCGUUCUGCCUGGCAGCGCAGGUCACCAGCGUGGAUCAACUGACAGAAAUGCACAGGCAGUGAGCCCACAGUCAUCAGUAGACAGUGAGUUAAGCACAUCAGAGAUGGACGAAGACUCUGUCGGGUCAUCGACCACAUAUAAACUCAAUGACGUCACAGAUGUGCAGAUACUCGCCCGCAUGCAGGAAGAGAGUUUAAGGCAAGAAUAUGCUGCUACAGCGUCACGUCGUAGUUCUGGUUCAUCGUGUCAGUCGUUGCGACGAGGAACACUGAGUGACCAGGAGUUGGAUGCACAGAGCCUGGACGAUGAUGAGGAGGCGGUCCACCAUUCCUACCACACACCCGUCAACCGCUUCAGCCCCUCACCUCGGCACUCGCCCCGCGUCUCCCCCAGGAACUCGCCUCGAUCCCGCUCGCCCGCCCGCUCUUUAGAGUACAGCCGUGGAGCUCCCCAACCAAUCAUGAGCCGCCUACAGCAGCCCCGGCACUCUCUCCAAGGCCACGAUACGCAGACCAAUGCCAUUAAGAAUGAAGAAAAGCUGAGACGGAGUCUACCUAACCUCACACGAUCCAGCUCUGGGCCGACUGCAGAGCCUGUCAAAAACAGCAGGAGCUGUGAGUCAAACUUGCAAGUGCCAAACGGAGGGUCACCCAGACAUCAGAGUCAGUCUGCCACGUCACACCAAAGGCUCUCCGCACCUGCUCGCUCCUCCCCAAAACCAAAAGAGAGACUGCAGAGCCCUACGUCUCUACGAGUUCCUCUCUCGUGUUGCUUUGGAGAGGAAACAGAUUUCAUGCCCUCUUCCAGUAAGUUGCGGACUCCUGCUGCUCCAUCUCCCCUGGCUCUCCGUCAGCCCAUGAAGGUUAUGUCUAAUCAUGGUUCAGGCACAACCACGCCCACACGCUCUAUUGCCCCACCCCGCAGCGGCCUGCCCCGCCCCGCCACCAAUGCAGGAGGAGGUUUACCAGUGCCUCGCAGCAAACUGGUCCAGCCUGUGCGCAGGUCUCUGCCAGCUCCAAGGACAUACAGCGGUAUCAGAGAUGAGAGCUGGAGAGAGGGCUGCUACUGAGCCCGCCCUGAACCAGCAGCACAAACGGGCUUUCAGUUCAACCUGGCACUUUAUAGAGAUACGUCUUUAACCCCCACAAAUAAAGAGACACAAUCUUCCAAACAAAUUAUUCUGUCCUAUUUCAGUUGAUAUUGCAGAGCUCUCAUCCCAGCAGGAUAGAUGUGGAAGGCAGGCUGGAUGCCACAGAAUGCCAAAAGAAAAAAAAAAAAAAAAAAAAACAGACUGGGAUUUGCCUUCACCUACCAAACAGCACCUGUACUGCAAAUGGCUCCAAAUCCACAAUCAUGCUUGCAAGUCCCCCCAAAACCCACGCUGAACUGUAACAACAAUAGUGGGCAUCCCUUGUGAGCACAUAUAGAUUUUGGCUCAAGUUGGAAAGGUUCAUAUGGUGACACAGAGUCCACAUGGCAAUUGCAUUCAGCCAGAAUGUCUUUCAUAUCUAUGUGACCUCUUAUUUAUUUGAAAUCAUUAUUUAAAAUAUUUCUUUCAAAGAGUAUUCAUACAGUAUUUGGUCUUUAUGAAUAUAUAUAUGUUUACUGAUCUUUAUUUUUGGGCUUUUUAUUUCUGAAUGUCAUUGUUAAACCUCAACUGCAAAGCUAUGUUUCCAAAGCAUUUUAAAUGUUUGAAUAAUGGACACAUACAGAGUCUCUGAACAAACGUAUUUAGUUUGAGCCCUCAGAUACACAGCAGGAUUAAACAGUCAAGGAUCAAUGAGAAGUUCAAAUUUCAAGUCAAAUUUCAUGAAUUGUGUUUGUAUGUCCUAACUUGAAAUUGGGAAGUUCAUUGAAUAUAAACGCCUGAGACUAAUUUCAUAAGGUGAACUGUUGUAUUGUCAAACGUUGUUCAUCGAUUGAUGUCCCAGUGAUGAUGUCUCAGUGGCAGGGGUCAUAAAAAGAUGUGGUUGUGUGGGUGAAGUGUAGUGCUUAUGUACUAUUAAUUUUGGGAAAUUCCUAGUCAUGUUAUUUGUCGUCAUUCUCAGAGUGAAAUAAUUGAGGCCAAGAAUUAAAAUGGCGCUGAAUGGGAGUGCCACUUGAACCGAUGGACAUGCACACUAGCAUAUUAUAGAGACUGCGCAAGUUUGUUUUUUUGAAAAUGAGUGCCUAUAAUUUAUGAAAUUCUGUGAUUGCUACAAAAAUUAUUUUUUAUUUUUUGCUUUGUGCCAAUUGCUUUAUUUCGCCAAUAUUAUUUACUUCAGGGUUCUUUGCAUUUCUUGCUCAAGUUUUGUUUGAUUUUUGUAAUUGCUUUGAUAACAUUUAUAUUUGCUUUUUUGUAACAAA